Messenger RNA from Siniperca chuatsi (mandarin fish), 8310 nucleotides. RefSeq names its product WD repeat-containing protein 20. The transcript is spliced from 5 exons. NCBI's taxonomy places the organism in Eukaryota, Metazoa, Chordata, Actinopteri, Centrarchiformes, Sinipercidae. Gene Ontology annotation, molecular function: protein binding. The coding region runs from base 529 to 2595 and encodes 688 amino acids. The record is from RefSeq and is a predicted model, not a curated record.
AAUUUUAUAGUUGUCAUAUAUUAUGGUGUUGUUUAUUCAUGAGGGCGGGACUAGAAAGUAGCACACCUGAUUCUUCACCAUAUCUUUGAGGUGGUCCUGUUGGGUGUCAGUGGGAGGUUAAAUGAGGGGUAAAUGAAGCAGGCUGCCCAGGGCCGGAUGCCCCCUCUUUACUGGCCGGCACAUUAGAGGGAGUGCGCAGUGCCAGGCCGGGCCAGCAGCACUAGUAGACGCAUCAUCACGUACUUUACGCACACUGGGUGAACGGAGGCAGAGACCCGGUCGAGGAUGAUGCUUACACCGGCUCAGGAGGGCUUUCUCUCGGGCUUUAUUUAUCAGGUAGCAGUGGUUUGGUCGCCGGUACUGGUUUAAAAUGCACCGGAGCAGACCGGGUGUGCGUGUCGGCGUAGCUGAGCUCGGCUGCUGCCGCUCGCCUUCGCCUCUCCCAUUUCUAUUCUAGUACUUUUUAUUGUAGCUUUAUUAUUUCCAGGUCAAAAUAUCAGUUUCCUGUGCGGCUUGUUUGUACUAAAAAUGGCCGGAGAUGGCGGCGCUCUGAAGGAUAUCAAUGAGAUUAAAUCCCAGUUCCGGACCAGAGAGGGCUUCUACAAGCUGCUCACCCUCUCGGACUCGCAGCAGCGGGGCGGGCUGCCGCGGGGUCCGUCCGCCGGAGCCACGCUGGGCCCAGGGGCUGGACCCGGUCCGAUACCCGGCGGAGGGGUCGGGCUGCUGCAGGGGCCCGGGGCUGCCGCCGCUGCCGCCGCCGCCGCCGCCUCCUCCUCUUCCAAUGCCGCAGCCAACUCCUCUCCGGCGGGCUUCCUGCCGCCGGUCCGGGUCUCUAUGGUCAAGCUGCAGCCCGAAGACCCGAGCGAGGAGUCGGAGCGGGUGUGCUUCAACAUCGGCAGGGAGCUGUAUUUUUACACGUACACCAACAUCAAGAAGGCUGUAGACCUCAGUAAGCCGAUAGACAAGAGAAUCUACAAGGGGACUCAGCCGACGUGUCACGACUUCAACCAGUAUUCUGCCACAGCAGAGAGUGUAGCUCUCAUCGUGGGCUUCUCGGCCGGACAGGUCCAGUAUCUCGACCCCAUCAAGAAGGAAACGAGUAAACUCUUCAAUGAGGAGAGGUUGAUAGACAAAUCCAAGGUGACGUGUCUAAAAUGGCUUCCAAAGUCGGAGAACCUGUUCCUGGCCUCCCAUGCCAGCGGCCACCUCUACCUCUACAACGUGGACCACCCGUGUGGCACCACGGCCCCGCAGUACUCUCUCCUGCGGCAGGGCGAAGGCUUUGCUGUCUACGCCUGCAAAACCAAGACGCCACGCAACCCAUUGUUACGAUGGGCCGUGGGUGAGGGAGGCCUCAACGAGUUUGCUUUCUCCCCGGAUGGCGUGCAUGUGGCGUGCGUGGGCCAAGACGGCUGCCUGCGCGUCUUCCACUUUGACUCGAUGGAGCUGCAGGGGGUGAUGAAGAGCUACUUCGGCGGACUGCUGUGUGUGUCAUGGAGCCCCGAUGGGAAAUAUCUCGCCACAGGUGGAGAGGAUGACCUGGUUACCGUCUGGUCAUUUGCAGAAAGCCGUGUGGUUGCAAGAGGUCACGGCCACAAGUCCUGGGUCAAUGUGGUGGCAUUUGACCCCUUCACAACUUCCCUGGAAGAUGAGGAGCCUAUGGAGCUUAGCGGCAGCGAGGAGGAUCUCCAUCAGGGGGCACCAAAUAACUCCCUGCACUUCGGCCGGGUCAGAACGAGCAGCACGUUGUCGCGUCUUUCUCGGCACAGCUCUAAAGGUGGGGGUUCCGCAUCGGUCACGUACCGGUUUGGCUCGGUGGGGCAGGACACUCAGUUCUGUCUGUGGGACUUGACGGAUGACGUGUUAUACCCACGUCUGCCGCUGUCCCGCGCUUUUACUAACACUUUUGGACCCUCGCUGUCCAACUCUGGCAGCGGCGUAGUCAACAGCACCUCAGGUGGGGGAGGAAGUGGAGGGGUUGAGGGGCACCAUCACCCGCCUAACACUAACACCUGCACCUCCAACCCACCAACGCUCCCUUUACCGCUUCCUCGCUCCCUUUCUCGCUCCAACUCUCUGCCCCACCCUGCCGUGGCAAAUGCCUCCAAGGGCCAGGGCACCUCGGAGGGGGGCACGGGAGGCGGAGGAGGUGGAGGGAGCAGCAGUGGAGGAAACAGCACCCCGUUCAGCAUCGGCCGCUUUGCCACGCUGUCUCUCCAGGAGCGCAAGUCGGACAAGUCCGGUUGCAGCGGUGGGGUGGAGAAGGAGCACAAGAGGUACCACAGCCUUGGCAACAUCAGCAAAAGCAACGAUAAGAUCAACGUGGCGCCGAGGAGCAACCGGCUGGACGCCGCCAAGGUCCUGGGCACCACGCUGUGCCCACGCAUGCAUGAGGUGCCACUGCUGGAGCCGCUGGUGUGCAAGAAGAUUGCACAUGAGAGGCUGACCGUCCUGGUGUUCAUGGAUGACUGCAUCAUCACAGCCUGCCAAGAGGGUCUCAUCUGCACCUGGGCGCGGCCAGGGAAGGCGGACAUUCAUUAUGAAAUGAACUUGACAGCACAGAACGGGAACUCUCCGAGCGGCACAGUGGUAUAGCUGGAGGAGAAGCUUUGCACUCAUCCCUCCCUCCAUCUCCUCCCUCGUUCUUUGUUGUCUCCCUUGUCUCCCUCUCCACCAAUCCUCAAACAUGUUAAAUUAGGGGCCAACAACCAGAGACCGUACCCUACCUACCACUGCAGUAUUAUACCCUCAGUAUAACCCUCUGUACUUGCCAUGACCCAGACCCUGUUCCCUACUGAUUUUACUCUCACGGCGGCCAGUUUGGUGGGAAACACUUGCUGAAUCAUUGGUACAUGCAGUAUGAAACUAACAUUACUUCAACAGACUUAUGAAGUCUUCACAUAGACUUACAGUUACAAAGUUGGCUGGCAAUCUUGGAAACUACUACUAAUGCUUGAAUAUAGCAAAGAUGCUAGCUAGCAUAUCAGCUAGUUAGCCUUGAGCUCUGCUUAGACGCGGCUCUGGUAGCUAGCUACAGUGGACCAUAUACACUACAUGGCCAAACGUAUGUGGACGCCCCUUUGUUCUGGGGCUGUUUUUCAUAGUUUGGGUGCGGCCCCUUAGUUCCAGUGAAGAGAGGUCUUAAUACUACGGCAUCCAAUGAUAUUUUAGACAACAGUGUUCUUCCAGCUUGGCAGUUUGGAGAAGCCUUUUCCGUUUCAACAAGACAAUGGUUUUCCCAGGUUCCAGCAUCUGGUAGAAAGCCUUUCCAGAAGAGUGGAGGACAGUCUAUGGUUUUGGAAUAACGUGUUCAACAAUCACAUAUAGGUGUAAUGUUCAGGUGUCCAUGUACCUUUGGCCAUAUAAUGUAUUUAAAACUUGAACCUUGAUUCUUAUCCUCCCUACAAAGGCAACAGCAGUAACUAUUUUCAGUGUUUUGUUUUCAGAGUAUUUCAUGACUCAGUCGUUGUUCUCCUUAGCAAAAUUUAGAUCAACUGAUUCUGCUAUUCUUCAGUACUAUUAUUUUGUACAGCAAGUACAAAGAUGAAGUGGGGUUCCCACCUCAUGCCACUGUGGGAAUAAAGUAUAUUGCCAGUGCUUCGGCCCUCUGCCUUCACUUCACCCCUGCGUGUUUCUCUGCAGAAAGACUGCAUCAAACAAACAGAGAUCGUUUAUCCUCUCAGUCUGCAACCCUGAAGCAACAAGGAGUGAACAGCAGGCCAGGCUCAGUCUUCAUUCGUCCUUCAGACCCUCCUUCAUCCGAUCCCUCCCAUUUUCACUUCAUGUAAAAGACACUGCAAAAGCCACGGCCAUUGUAUUUAAGUUAUUUAUUUUAGCACAAGACUGUGUAGUAAUUUAUAAUGUAAAUACUGAAAAUAUUCUGUAAAUACAAAAAGGACAAACGUGUAUGGAAACAAUGACUUGACAGCAAGGAAACGAAGAAAAAACAGGAAAGAUGAAGAAUAUUAAUAUAUGAAGAUCCUUCUAUUGUACAUAGCAACCACAGUUAAAAAUUGAAUGUCUGCUGUUUUAGGGAACUUGAAGAUGUCAAUGUGUUUUUAUUUCGUGUGAUAGAGUUUCUCCAGUUUGUCCCUGAAAGCAGGCUGGGUUUAAUCCGUCGACGGAGGCAUUUCGGGUCCAGUGUGACUUUUUAGAGAGACCGACCUGAGUCAAGCACAGAGAGCAAUCAAUCGGAGUGGCUGCUAGCUGUACAUGUCAGCUGUCUGUCCGAGUUAAUGGGUCCGAAUAAUACUAAUUCUGCUGAACAUCAUGCGUGGACAAGCCACAUCUUAAUGAAUAACGUGCUCACGAACAAACUCACACUCUUGCACAUUCCGAAGGUAAAGCGGUUCACACACACGCCCCCACACAACACACACACAACCCCCUUAUGGUGUAGCAUCAUAUAUACUGAGUCUUGGACUCCAUUCCUGUUCCACCUGAAUUGCCUCUUGCAAGAAUUUGCACACACAAUAAAUCCACAGUCCAUCCUGAGCUGCCACGAGUGACACGAGGGGUGGUGUUGUCUUGUUUGAUCUGACCUCUGUGCAGAAACAGCUCAUGUAACCGUUCACUCUAUGUAUUUGGUACAGAGGAUUCAAUAGGUGUACAUCUUCAAAGGAAACGGCUCGAUGUCGAGUUUUGGAUUUAUUCCCUUUGCGAUUUUGAUUCUGCUUAUCGAUUCCGGUGCUUAAUGAAUCUGUUCAGAUUCCUGACAUGCUGAUUGAGCAAGAAAAUAUGUUGCAAGCAAAAACCACCUAUAUUUUUAGCAGAUUUGGGCGGCCCUCCAAAUGUCUGCCAAAAGGUAUUUUCUGAUUAUUUUUGGUUAAAGGGUAAGAUAAAGAAAAAAACUAAAUAUUCUCCUCUUGCCAUGCCAAGUUGAAUGUUUGCAUGAACAUUUGUUGGACGUGCAAAGAUUAGCUGAUAGCUGAUGAGGCAUUAUAAAUGUGACAUUAAAAACUUUAUUCUUAUACCAUGCUGCAUGAAAUGCUUUACCAUAUUAGACAGACUUCCCAGCCUGAUGAUCAUUGUGUUUAAUUGUGUUCAUGUCAGCUGAUAUCUGUUUGGGAGGAGUUGUUAUUUUGCUCUCGGCACAGAAGCUGCAGUAGCGGUUCGUCAGGAGCAGUUUCACGUCUUUACCAAUUGUUAGCCAUUCCAGCGGCGAGGGAAGGCAACGUCGGUCGGUUGGUCCACCGCUUUGGUCCAGACUGAAAACAAUAACUAUUGGAUGGAUUGCAGUGAAAUUUUGUACAGACAUGCAUGGUUACCAGAGGAUGAAUUCUACUGACUAUGGUGAUCCCCUGACUUUGAAUCUGGUGCCAUCAUCUGGUCAAAAUUAUAAUUUGUCCAAUACUAUGGCUUCUGACCAAAUAUCUGUACGUGUGUAGUAUGUUAGCAUGCUAACACGCUAAACUAAGAUGAUGAACAUGGUAAACUUUAAACAUCAGCAUGGUAGCAUUGUCAUUGUGAGCAUGUUAGCAUGCUGAUGUUAGCAUUCAGCUCAAAGCCCCGCUGUCUCAUAGAGCUGCUAGCAUGGCUGUAGACCCUUAGUCUCGUUUUUUUUUUCUGUAAAUCUACUUAUAACGACUUGUACAGCUGUGGUGAUCUAAUCCAUGCUUGUCUCCACUUUCGUGGAAAUGUUUCUGUCACAGCUUUCUGACUCCGCGUUCUAAAUCCCACCUGCGACGCUCUGAUUGACUCGGUUGUUAUUCCAAACAGGGAAACAGAAGUCAAUGAUCACGCCACUACAGACUUCCUCCUGUAUGAAAUUAGUUUUAUUCAGUGAUUACAUUUCACUGUAUCUAUACUGUCUUUUGUGACACUAAGACACAUUUUUGAGCGCUCACUCCAGUCCGCCAUGUUGUAGACAUGAUGCACGUGCUAUGGUAGGUCCGGAUGUGGUUUUCAUGAAUCGAUAAGCGGAAUUGAAAAAGCACGGUAACGAAUAAUUAAUCAGUACUCAACCCUACGCCUCGCUGAUAAUCAACACACCUGCACGCCAAACCAUUUCUGUCUGCUUCUAAAGCAUCAGCCAGAGAGAAAGGGCUGCUGAGGUGUUUCUGAACAGGAUCUGUCUGUUUUGUUUUUCUUUUAACAUGCCUCUUAUUUUGGGCCAUAACAAACCACUGACUCCUGUCUUACAUGAACGAUGGCUGAGUGCCAGCUGAAAGCUUACAGUGCAGCAAGCCGGCAGUAUUUUUUACCAGCCUUUGUGUUUUUUCUCUUUUUUGUGAGUUAUAGAGUUACCUGUCUGACAAUACGUCCUAUAAAUAGCACAGCGACUUCCAGGACUGCAGGAGCCAAGGUUAUGCCCUUGGAGCAACACGGUUUCUCGCCGUGUGGUGGAGCCGGUGUGAGGGCAUUGUCGAGGCUAUUGUGGUAUUAUUGUUGGCUAAAUGAUUGCUUCGUUAUGAUGUAUGAGAUAAGAGGAAAAACGAAAUCUGCUCUCUUCGGAGGUUAAAGGAAUAAUUCACCCUGAUAUGAAAAUGAUCUAAACCGUAGAUCAACCUUCUCCUAAAAUACUGAUGUUAACACAGACAGAUUUUUUUAAACUUUGAAUUUCAGGUUGUGCAUCUCACUCCCAAGUAUUUCAUAGUCAAAGCUUUUGGCACAGCUGUCUGACGGUUACCUUGUUAUCUCACAGACCCUGUUCACACUUUAACAUUAAAAUACAUUCUCAUCAGUGGACACCACUAAAUACAGGUGUGAACGCACCCCGAAUUAACCCUCAGGCCACAUUCACAGGUGGUCAGGGAUGCAUUUGUCCACACUUGUUGUAUGCAAAUGCAAAACUCAGUGUGCACUUUUGCAUUUUAGGCUUCUUUCUAAGAGAUGCAUUUGGAUGUGUGAACUUCCACUUAGAACUUAGAGGAGACUGAGGUGAACGACAGGUGCCAACUAACUGAGAAGACGAAUACAUAACUGAAAUAUUUUUAACGUGUAACUUGGUCCUGUACAAAUUUUCUCAGGCGCUAGAAAAACAAAAGAGGUAAAAGAAGAAUGAUCCUGCUCCCGAACUGAAGGGCUAAAACAGAAGCAGAUGUGAGGAGAUGAGUCAGUAUAAAUCGCUGUGUCUUUGCUUGUAUGUUUUGUAUGUUGUACUUAAAAAUUAUUCACCAAACUUUUCAGAAAGAAAUAGGAAUCUCUGUUUUCCCACAUACUGUGUUUUUAGUUUUUUGAGUACAUCAUCACCUCAAAACUGUCUCUCACUCACCUCACUAUCUGACUUUUUUAAGCCUGUCAAACAAAUGUUACUGUAGGUGCUGAAGGUGGUCAAAAGCAGCAUCAUUCAGCCAAAAAACCAAAGGGCAGAUCUUCAAAGUCCACAAGCGUUAAUAUGAUACACUGAUUCUUGCUCUUAGUUAACUGAUUAUCUGGAGAAUCCUUCUUCAUUAAAUACCAUCCUGCAGUUCAAGAAUUCAUUUCCAAAACAACAAAUUCUUACUUGAACACUCGCUAUUUCAAACAAAUGGCAGAUUCAGUGAGUUUAAAGUGCUAUCAUUUUGUCAUCCAAGGAUUUACGUCACUUUCUGCGCUUUAAAAACUACAAGAUUUUGUUUGACUUUUGUGCUUUUCUGUGAAAGAAGCACUCAUUUAGCCAAAUUUUCGGCACAAAGAUGCAUUUCUUCUUUGAUGCCUCACCGUUGAGGCAGAGCCAACUGAGAAAGGCGAAGGUAAAGAACCGAGUAAAUACUGGAUACAUGGAAGGGGAUAGUAUUAAUUUGGCUGUAGAAGCAUUAGGACUAAGACUAAUAAGCACUUAGCUGAACAAAAGCUGUGUUCACAGGACCAGCUGGAGCUCCACCUGAGUAAAUUCAAUAACUCGCCUCUCACGUCUGCCGAUUGUCCAGGCUGUCUGUGAGCAGAAAGUACAAAAACAAUGAGACAGAAACCUGAGCCAACAAAGUUUAAAGAAUAAGUUAGGAUGCCACAGUACACGGAAAACUUACAGCUCAGACUACGUUUUCCUCUUAAUGCCUCGUUCUGCACAGAAACAAACAUUCAGCACCAAGGGAACAAAUAUCGUUUCACAUAUGUUGUCCAGUUUGUGAUCAUUUUUUAUUUGAGCAAGACAAGUAAAGGCAUUUUGUUUUAGGGUUGUUGUUUUUUCUUAUUCUCUGUGUGUACGUGUAGAAUAUGCAUUCUCUAUUAUCACCAUACAAUUAACACAUGCACGGACUCACACACACACACAGCAUCACACGCUUUCACACACUUAAUGCCUGAUCUGGUGGAAGUUAUAACGGCAGAAUGACGUCACUGUAUCCAGUUUGUAUAUGGAGAUCUGUUAUUAAAACGUUAAACCUGAAA